Molecule: messenger RNA, 1725 nt
Organism: Branchiostoma belcheri (Belcher's lancelet)
Lineage: Eukaryota; Metazoa; Chordata; Leptocardii; Amphioxiformes; Branchiostomatidae
Product: adipocyte plasma membrane-associated protein-like
Exons: 9
Coding region: 307-1563 (418 amino acids)
Biological process (GO): biosynthetic process
Molecular function (GO): strictosidine synthase activity
Source: RefSeq, a predicted model, not a curated record
UACGUCAGCGACUGAUACCAACCUUCGACAAUUGUUUCCCGCUCACACCUCUGACCCUCUAUUCAAGAUCGUUGUACUUAGAUAACCUGUGGGACGGAUCGGUUACAAAUUGGGCGUCAAAGCCAAACCGACAAAACCGUAAUCGUCUACGAGCGACCUUAAGUGUACAUUAAGUGCGGUGUGUGUGUGGUAGCUUUGGCACGUGCAACUCAGGAGAAGUUCAAACGAGUUCAGUGGAACUAGUAUAGGACCAACACAGUAGUACAGUACAGUGACUGUAGGUAGAGCAGGGCGACAAAGGGAAGAAUGGACAACCCCCGACAGAGAAAGAAAGGAAGAAAGACCGUCGAUGGUACUAAGCAGAAGGGAAGCAGCUCUACGAAGUCAGUGGACGGGAAACAGCAAGCUCAGACAAGAUCACCUUGUGUGCAGUGCCUGCUCAUGUUCUGCGCGGUUGUCGGUGUGCUUACCGCGGUAAUACUGAUCCUCCCCUGCCCUGCGGACCCGCAGGAGUACAGCUUCCCCGACCCUCCCAAGCUUGAAGGACCACUCGCACCAAACACAGUUCUGAGUAGAACGGAGCGAUUUCUCGAAGGCAAGGUCAUGGGCCCAGAGUCUCUUGUGACAUACAAAGGUGACCUGUACACGGGCACGGCGGAUGGGAAGGUGCUGAGGAUACGUGGCGAGGAGGUGACACUUGUCGGCCGGACAGGCACGCCGCCUUGCGGCACCUACGAAACUGAGCCUACCUGUGGUCGCCCACUGGGCAUGCGCGUGGACAGCCUUGGUAACCUGUACAUAGCAGACGCGUACCUCGGACUGCUGAAAAUGAACAUCAGCACAGGAGAUCAUGAAACACUGAUCCCGAUGGACGUGGAAGUGGCCGGUCAUAAGAUGAUGUUUCCGAACGACCUGGCCAUAGACCGGGACGGAGUGAUCUACCUGAGCGACUCCAGCCUGACGUGGCAGCGCCGAGACGUCUUCAGUCUUGUGAUGGAGAUGAAGCCGGAUGGCAGAGUCCUGCGUUACGACACGAAGACCAAGCAGGUUCGGCAGAUCAUGGACGGUAUCAGUUUUUCUAACGGAGUGGAGCUGUCUCCGGACCAGUCGUACCUUGUGGUGGCCGAGACGUCCAAGGCUCGCAUCCUGAAACACCACCUCCGCGGAGAACAUGCCGGUAGAACCGAGGUUCUGACGGACAACCUUCCCGGCCUGCCCGACAACAUCCGCAGCAGCAGCCGCGGCGGGUACUGGGUAGCGCUGGCCGCCACCAGGGGGACCAAGGGGCCCAACCUAAUGGACGCUAUACAGGCCAGGGCAUGGCUGAAAAGGCUGAUCUUUAAGGUGUUACCCAUGCACUUGGUCCUCCUUGCUGCGCCGCAGUACGGGCUGAUACUUGAGAUAGACGAGACAGGGGCCAUCGUCGCCAGCUACCACGACCCUGAAGCAAAAGGCAUCGCCAGUGGCAGCGAAAUUCACGAGCACGAGGGACAUCUGUACAUAGGGUCUUACGUAGCAAAAUUCCUUGGUAGACUAGCCUUAGAAGAACUUGAUCGGCUAUAGUAGCUCCGGGAACGGAUGUAUUAUUUUUGAGUGCGUUUGUCUGUGUGUUUGUAUUUAUGUAUUUUUGAGCGCGUUCUGUCCUACUAGACGUUGAAAGUAACGUUACAUCAAAUUCUUUACAGACAGUUCAGUUCAUAGACUCAUCCGCGCCGUAACUUAACC